UCACCUGUAGUUUGGAAUUAGUUUCUAAGGAAAACCAACACGACGUGUAAAUAAUCCCUGGACACAAUUGUUUUGCAUGAUACUGAGUUGGCAGUGCAUCAUGGAUUAGCUCAAUGCUUCCUCCUCACCAUGAGGCUCUGUAUGAAGCUCAUGUUUUGGUUUUGGCACCAUUUCUUCUUCUUCCGACUCUCCUUGUUGUUGCUUUGUUCUUCAUUGGUCCAAUGUAAUUUGGACCAAUUGACAUGGACUCAUAACGUGCUUUUGGAUCUAUCUGGCCAUUUCCAUUUGGCUUGGACUCCGCGAGAACAUGAUAUUUUAUUCCAGAUGUCGGCCCAAACCCUGGGGUCCUUGGCUAUCGGAUUUUCUCCCAAUGGUGGCAUGGCAGGAGCCGAUAUCAUCAUGGCUUGGGUAGACCCCAAUGGCAACAUUGUCUUUCAUGACCGUCACGCAAAAACCACACUCAGUCCAGAAAUCGACCGAAGUCAAGACUGUACCCUUUUUGGAGGAUAUGAGAAUGAUACUCACACUGUGAUACAAUUUUCUAGACCAUGGGACACAUGUGACCCAGAGCAGGAUCUAGUGUUAGGGUCGGAUACGGUACGGUUAAUUUGGGCGUUUCAUCCGGAAGAUCCGACUUCUUUGGAGGUACUGCCUUACCAUGGUCACCAACGCCGUGGUGUGCGGUCGAUUUAUUUACGAGAAGACUCACAUCUGUCUGUUGUGAAGCAAAUGGAACAAACUGGCGAAAAAGUCCAAAACUGGGAUGUGGUCAAUGAGAAGCUCACUCUCCCCAAUGACGAUCAUACCCACUACUGGUGUAAGAUCUUUGAAGCUCCUCAAUUGGAGGGAAAACAUCACAUGAUUGGAUUUGUGCCCCUUAUUGAGGCUGGUCACGAAAGUUAUGUUCAUCACAUGGUUUUGUAUGAAUGCCAUGUCCCUGAUGAUUCGACCGACCAAUACUUUGCCCAUCAUGUCAAUGGAGCGGGAGCUCGUUGCUACAGUCCCAAUAUGCCACCUGAAUGGUCUUAUUGCCUUGCUACUAACACUUGGGCUUGGGCUGUCGGUUCUGAGGGAGAAACGUUACCAGCAAAUGUGGGAAUUCCGAUUGGCGAGAAUUUCAAUGGCGCCACGUAUUUCAUGUUGGAGACCCAUUACGACAACCCCGCGUAUCAUCAGGACCUUGUGGACAGUUCAGGCCUCCGAAUCUUUUAUACAUCAGAGCUUAGAGAGCAUGACGCUGGGAUGAUUUUGCUCGGUAGCGAAGUCAACUUCUUGCACCUUAUUCCACCCAUGCAAGAGUCAUUCAUCACCGUAGGCAGAUGUACGGCAGCAUGUACGCAGCAGGGCCUGGAUAGUGAUGGUAUCACCAUCUUACACGGCGUGCUGCACUCACAUUUGGCUGGUCGAAAAACGAGGCUUCGACAUAUUCGCAAUGGACAAGAAUUGCCCAUGAUUGCCGAGGACAAUAACUACGAUUUCAAUUACCAAGUAUCCCGAGAGCCUCCAAGCGUCACCAAAGUGUUGCCAGGAGAUGAGUUACUGAUGGAAUGUGAUUAUAACACACGAUCUCGCGAUGAACCGACUUUUGGAGGUCUGUCAACCCGUGAGGAGAUGUGCUUGGGUUUCUUUUGGUAUUAUCCCCGUCAGAAACUGGCGGAUUGCCGAUCUCUGCCCACUCUUCAAUCCUUAAUGAAGGCUUUUGGUAUUGACUCGAUAUUUGGGAAAUCAUUUGAAAAACUAUCGGUGUUCCUCAAAGACAUCGGGGGUUCACAAGACUCUAAUGGAGCAAGUUUAGAGGAUUUGUUGAACAUUUUGGCCUCUGAGACUGGGAGUGAUUUAUCAGAAGCCUUAAGCGCGGAUUCCAAUGGGUUCGCUAGGCCAAUAACCGAGGAGGAUCUACUCAACAAGCCGUUUUAUACGGUAGCUUCCGAUCCUCCACAAAACCAAGGCAUUAGUCAAAGCAUUCAAGAUUACAGAAAUUUCAUGUCAGACAUGUUGUUGAAAAUUCGAAUCAAAACUCCUUCAAAGUACUUCAAUCGUACUAUUGGUGAGCAUUUUGCCCUCAUGAAUUGGAUGGACCCUGAAGAGAGUAGAGAUAUCCAGGACGCUAUCCGCUUCGGAGAUCACAGUAGCCUUUGCCUUGCUCAUGGGAGAAGCCCUUUGAUACCGUAUGAGGCUCAGCCAUAUCCCAAAUUUCUUUCAUUCGAAACGAACGAAACUAAGUGCCAUAUUCUUAACCACACGCACCUGUUGUCUAAGUAUACGCAAACUCGACGAAACCCCAUGAAUUUAGUGGAUCUAACUUCCUCUGCAAUUAUCAAAAGACCUUUCUGUCAAACGAUUGGAGCAGUGCUAUUACUUGUGCCAUUUACACUGUCUUAGUUCAAAUAAAGGCUUGUCAAAACUGUG
This is a messenger RNA of Tigriopus californicus, 2409 nucleotides long. Its product is annotated as DBH-like monooxygenase protein 1. The transcript has 12 exons. The record is from RefSeq and is a predicted model, not a curated record. Gene Ontology annotation, biological process: dopamine catabolic process; norepinephrine biosynthetic process; octopamine biosynthetic process. Gene Ontology annotation, molecular function: copper ion binding; dopamine beta-monooxygenase activity. Bases 130 to 2382 code for a protein of 750 amino acids. Gene Ontology annotation, cellular component: secretory granule membrane. NCBI's taxonomy places the organism in Eukaryota, Metazoa, Arthropoda, Copepoda, Harpacticoida, Harpacticidae.